CUUAUUUACUGCCGGCUUAGUGGACGUGAGCCAGGUCUGAGAGAUCAUUCAGGUGUUUCUGUUUCCUUUUACUGGAUUAAGGACCAUGGCAGCAGCAGGUUGGGUCUUCUUUCUGGCUGCACUCUCGUCUGUUGGAUUUACAGAGACACACAACCACAAUGGGGUGAUAGAUGUCUACCAUGUAAGUGCUGGACAUCUCUUCUUGCUGAGGUGUCCCAAUACUGAUUCUAUCACCAACAUAACCUGGAGAAGAGAGGGAAGGCAUAACCUGAGCCUGCCUGCAGGAGUGGAAGUGAGAGACGGGCUCCUGUGGUUUCUACCAGUGCAGGUUUCUCAUAAUGGAUCCUACACAUGUGAGAAAAGGGAUGAGACCGGUUUCUAUGGAAUUACAAUUGGGGUGUCAGUGUCCAGUGCACAGUGUCCUCAUCCACCGGAGACCAUACCUGUUCGCGAAGGAGUCAAUGACGGUCUCCCUUGCAAACAGAGAGAGAUCUUUGGACUGAAUAAACCAAGGAACAUACGGUGGUUGAAGGACUGCGGCCCUGUGCAGCGGCAGGGGGAACCCAUGAAUGUGCACGAGGACGGCUUCAUGAGACUGCCAUCAAUCUCACAGAAGGACGCUGGGAUUUACACCUGCCUGGUGGACAUCAGCUUGGACGGCAAGAACUACACGUCUGCACGCAGCAUCAAGCUAACCACCUACAACAAGCCGAUUAAUCCUGAGCCGACGGUUGUGAUUGCUCAUCAGGAAGUGGUCGUGGUUGAAGUGGGCACGAAAGUGGAGCUCAAGUGUUACGCCUACAUCGGCUUCAGCGAGGACAACGAGACUCUCAUUUACUGGACAGUCGACGGGACCUUCGCUGAUGGCUAUGAGGAGUUCCAAGAGUCCAAGGAACAUUCUAAUGACGGUGGCCAGUUAUACAGUGUGACCACUCUGUCCAUCUCUAAAGUUCUCCGCUGGUUCCUGGACGUCCCCAUCGGCUGCCAUGCAAUGACCACAGAUGGUGUGAAAGUCAGCUAUGUGCGGCUUCAGGAAGCCGACCACAGUGCCCUCUACACCAGCGUGGCUCUCUGCAUCCUCAUCCCGCUGACUGUUCUGCUCCUGGCUGUAGCCCUCCUCUUCUUUAAAGUCGACCUGGUGCUGGCUUACAGGAAACUGUCUGGACGCUUUUCCAAACAGCAAGCUCCAGAUGGGAAGCUCUAUGACGCCUAUGUGAGUUUCCUCCAUCCUGAAACAGUGAAUUCAUCAGAGAUAGAGAAGUUCGCCCUGCAGAUUCUGCCAGAGGAGCUGGAGAACAAACAUGGCUACUCCCUGUACAUCAGAGGACGAGACGACUCCCCGGGAGAAGCGGUGCAUGAUGCCAUAGCUGCCACACUGAGCCAGUGCUGCAGACUCAUAAUCAUCCUAUCACCUGUGGCAAAGUCCUGCAGUGACGUCAAAACAGAAGAAGUUCCCUUAAGUGACAACCUGAACCAACUGUCCUACGAGCAUAAAGUCGGCCUGUACAACGCUCUGACGCAGAACAGCUCGAGAGUAAUUCUGGUGGAGAUCGAUGGUCCAGUGGAUUACAGUCUCUUACCAGAGUCUCUGUGCUACAUCAAGAGGAAACAAGGAGCCCUGAAGUGGAGGAAACCCUCAGCUGAAAACAACACACUCAGCAAAUCACACUCAAACAGAAACCUGUGGAAGGAUCUGAGGUAUCACAUGCCGUCAGUGCCUGUCGGGAAACUCAGGACUGUGGUCUAAACAAAGACGACUGGAAAGAUGUUGGACUAUGUGGAAACGAGAUAGCAAGACCAUCAUCUGUUCCUGGAUAUCUGUGAACAAAUAUUGGAUUCAUUGCAAGCAGAGGGAGUAUCCUCGUUUUAUAGCAUCAGAUAACUGAACUGAACUCUGAACAAUGGACACUUGGAUUCAUGAGAACAGAUACCAUGUUGACUCAUGUUCUACAGUACUGAGUAGGUGGGUUUUUGGCCGAUACUGCAGCCAUGUGCUGUCCAUGUUUAUACAACCAGUGAUCACACAUGGAGGUCUACCUGAUGAGUGUGGGACCAUUUAACCUCUUUGGACUUCUUGUUGAAUGUUAAUGUAACAGUUUGGCAUUGUUUAUAUUGUGUCCACUGCAAACACCAUGUUAAAUAUUGCUGCUUGA
This is a messenger RNA of Notolabrus celidotus (New Zealand spotty), 2153 nucleotides long. RefSeq names its product interleukin-1 receptor type 1-like. Lineage: Eukaryota; Metazoa; Chordata; Actinopteri; Labriformes; Labridae. The transcript is spliced from 11 exons. Gene Ontology annotation, molecular function: interleukin-1 receptor activity. Gene Ontology annotation, biological process: signal transduction. Bases 86 to 1747 code for a protein of 553 amino acids. The record is from RefSeq and is a predicted model, not a curated record.